Messenger RNA from Cordyceps militaris CM01, 411 nucleotides. RefSeq lists its product as uncharacterized. The transcript has 3 exons. The record is from RefSeq and is a predicted model, not a curated record. NCBI's taxonomy places the organism in Eukaryota, Fungi, Ascomycota, Sordariomycetes, Hypocreales, Cordycipitaceae. The coding region runs from base 1 to 411 and encodes 136 amino acids.
AUGGCUACUCCUCCUUCCAUCGGCGCCCUCUUCGCCCUCGAGAUCCCCGUGACCGACAUUGAGCGCUCACAAAAUUUCUAUACGGAGCUCUUUGGCUGGGAGUUUACAGAUGUGUUUCCCAGAGGCUCACAUGGCAUACAAACUCUACACUUCUUCACCAAUCCUGCCAAGUCUAUCAACGGCGCGCUGCUGCUGCUCGACAAAGGAAUGGUGCCAAAGUCCGCUGGGCCCGAUGCGUGGGGCUUGUGGCCGACCAUUGUUGUUUCUGAUGUAGCCGAGGCCAUCACAAAGGUCGAAGCCAUGUCGGGAGGCGUCAAGACGCCUAGACUCGAACUUCCCGGUGGAAGGGGCGUCAUCGGACAUGUGAUGGAUCCUGAUGGCAACGUUCUCGGCCUCUGGUCUCAGGCGUAA